UGUGUUAUAUAGCUUUUCAAAUGCCCCGCAGUCAAAUGUGGAUGUAUAAAACGAGACGCUAACAAAGCUUGACUACGUUUUUUCUCAUUCGCGGAGGACUUUACAUAGCGUGCAUUUGUAUUGAGUCGAUAUACAGACAAUAAUAUCGUAUAGGUUUGGAUUUCGGAGCUUCAUGGUUCGCUGAGCCGCCUGAGUCAAGCCCCAUUGAUAUGUAAAUUCCGGCCUACACAACUGCACGACUUUUCCCGAACUCAGCCGAAGAUUCGCAGCAGACCGACGACUCUCACUGUGAGAUUUACACUUGGAGAAGGGAACAGCAUUCUUCACGCGGUCGAGUAGAGCUACUACUGGACCUCAUAUUUUUGUCGCCAUUUAAAAUUUUUUAGACUGAUUGUGAACAUUAGUUUUAAUCGCUGAAGCUGUCAUACUUACCCUGCUUGCAAGAGCGGAUUUAAGAGAGUUUUUCGUAAAGCUGUUUGAUAACUGUGAGUCGUGAGAUCGAAGGAUAGCAAUUCAAGUCCCAGACGUCUACCUUUACCUGUUCAGCGAGAGUCGAAUUCUGCUACACACGGAGAUACUUAUAUAACACUGUUUUCCUAUAUCAAAAGGAGUUUCCUUUAAUAGCUCGCUGUUAUCCUGUGUGAUUGAGGAUGACUAGUCGUAAGUCUUACGAGCUGUGGGACAAUGGAAAACCCUCCGUGCCUCCGCCCUACUUGGAGGAAGAGCUAGGUGCUAACGGUUAUCCGAGUAAAGAGAGCGUGGGGACGGUGGACACGGAAAGAGUUGAUGAUGAGGGGGAUCGUGGACAGUGGGGCAGUAAGGCAGAGUUUAUCCUCUCCUGUGUUGGUCUCUCCGUGGGGCUGGGGAAUGUCUGGAGGUUUCCUGUGCUUGCCUAUGAAAAUGGCGGAGCCGCCUUCCUUAUCCCUUACAUCAUCCUCCAGCUGCUCAUUGGUAAACCUAUGUACUUCAUGGAACUGGCUAUGGGCCAGUUCUCAAACCUUGGGCCUACAGGAGUAUGGAAGAUGAACCCGAUGGCGAAAGGAAUCGGAGUUUCCAUGGCCCUAAUUUCAAUCAUCGUGGCUAUCUACUACAAUGUUAUCAUGGCCUACACACUAUAUUACUUCUUCGCCACAAUGCAGACGACGUUGCCAUGGACAACUUGUCCUGAUAACACCUGGCUAGACCGUGGCUGUGUCACGCGAAAGUCUGAUACCGUCAUGGGCGACGUCAAACCCGGGCUUAUGGGCUGUAGGGAAAACUUUACCGAUGUGUAUCACCUCUGCAUCUGUGACAAAAACGAUAUCAGUCUAAACUACAAUAGAUCAGAUGGCUGCUUUUUCGAAAUUUACUAUGUGUACAAGGAGAUGGAAUAUGACGCAGACAAGCACAAUGACUCCGUGCUGACGGUAUACGAGAAGGAUGGCAAACAGAUGGUGAACGCGUCGGUACCGAUGGCGAAUACGACCUGUGAUAAGUGGUGCGUCCAGAGAAGAACAGCUGCAGAGAUAUACUUCUAUGACGAGGUGAUAAAGCGGUCGGAUACAAUUGAAAACACUGGUACGCCAAUUUGGUAUCUAGCCCUGUGUUUGAUGUUGUCGUGGAUUGUCGUCGUCCUCUGUUUGAUCAAGGGAGUUAAAUCGUCUGGAAAGGUGGUAUAUUUCACAGCUACGUUUCCAUACGUGAUCUUGUUGGUGUUGUUGAUCAGAGGUGCCUUACUGCCUGGAGCCGGGGAGGGUGUCCUCUACUUUCUCGUCCCGAAGUGGAGCAAACUGUUGGAGUUAGAUGUAUGGCGUAAUGCUGCCUCCCAGAUGUUCUUCUCUCUCAGCGUGUCUUUUGGGGGAAUCAUCAUGUUUGGAAGUUACAAUAAAUUCAAAAACAACGUGUACACGGACGCUUUGUUCAUCAGCGUUAUGGACAUCGUCACUAGCAUCAUCGCCGGUUUUGUCAUUUUUACAACUCUUGGUAACAUGUCCCAGGAACUUGGCAUCCCCAUUGAAGAGGUGGCACAGAAAGGAUAUGGUCUAGCCUUCGUCGCUUACCCAGAAGCCCUGUCUCGACUUCCGGUCCCACAUUUAUGGUCCCUGUUGUUCUUCUUUAUGUUGUUCACACUGGGAUUGGACAGUGAGUUUGCCUUGUUAGAGACAGCCUUGACCUGUCUCCAGGACGAGAUCCCUAAGUUAAGGAAGUACAAAUGGCUUCUGUGUGUCGCGUCUGGAGCCGUGUUCUACCUACUCGCCCUCCCCUGUACUACUCCGGCCGGAGAUUACGUUGUUACAUUAAUGGACACCUACGGAGCCAGCUUCUCUGUGCUCUUCGUCGCUGCCUCUGAGAUGAUUGCCAUUAUGUGGGUUUACCGUGUGAAUCGCUUUAUGAACGAUGUCAAGUAUAUGCUGGGUUACGCUCCUCAUCCGGAACCAUAUUGGAUUUUCUGCUGGGUCUUUGCGGCUCCAGUCCUUAUCUUGCUUCUGCUCGGUUACACCUUCGCCCAGCAUUCGCCUCCCACGUACCCAGAUGAAAGUCAGUUCUCCACAUCAGCUCAGGUGAUUGGAUGGUUGAUCGCUGCUGUAGUCAUGCUCCCAAUCCCUGUCUGGGCCAUCGUCAAAACCGUCAUGGCGGGCGGAAAUCCCUGCAAGGCUUCCCGUCCUACUUCAGACUGGGGUCCUGCGUGUGGUUCUGGAAGCACUGAUGCCUUGGAUGCUCACCCGAUGUAUGCCCAAAGUAACGGUGCCAGCAAAGGAAAGGAAAACUUGGCAUUCGAUAGAUAUUAACCCUUGCAUAAAGUGUUUAUCUGGACAUUUUUUAAAAAGGUGUGAAUUUCCGAACGGAGUCUCGUGGCAGUGAUCAACCGAAAUGUCAGAUCUCCAGAUUACAUACGUGAUAGGAUUACCUCUUUCUGUGUAUCUGUUCACCGACGCAACAUUUUUGUGCUUUAUCAUGACGCUCGCAGUCUCACACAGACUACACACAUUCUUCAUACGUCAUGGGUGAUAAACGUGACUUCAUAUCGGGAAAGUGUGAUGUCACACAACACAAGAUAUCAGUUCAGCUUAUCUUAUUGUGUAAAUAUGACUUCAGUGGAAUCUACAGAUCCCUUUUCAUCAGCAACAGUUUUAAAAGUAACUUUAAUGCUUUUAAAUGUGUUGUUAGGCAUGCUUUUGUGCACUAUGCUGAUCUUUUCUUCAUUUGCUCAUUUGUUAGUUCCUAUUUUUAGUUUAUAUAUAUUUUUAGCCUAUCUGUUUUGAGAAAUGGGGCUGGUCCACACUGUGAAUGACAGAUGUAAAAAAGACUGAUAAUCAUCUACCUUACUUUUAUAUAAACUGUAUAUAUUCUGUUAAUUAUUAAUUCUAAUUCAAGUCAGCAUGGUUUACAAUAUCCUCCCACUGUUUUAUAACAUUCCAUGUUUGAUUCUCCAUACUAAAACGUUUAUGUAAAUCAGGGUUGUUCAAUAUGCCACAAAACCGGAGAAUAUAUUUGACGAUUUGAAUUUUCUCCGAAUUAGAGGCAUCUUCAUUGACAAAGCGUGUGAAUAGCCUAAAUAUAAUAGGCCAUAGUUUCCACAUCUAGGUACGCAUUAUCAUCAUAUUUGUUGUCCAUAAAUUUUAUACUCUUUAGUGUUCCAUUUGUUAUAUUGAAGUACGUACAUAUAUGUACAUGUUUUAUAUAAGUUUAUUUUAAAAACAUUCCCUAAUUCUCAAAAACUAUCGGGUGUUUAAGAUGAGGUUACAGAUCGUGUUCUGCAGAAUUAACACGAACUGAGUGGAAGAAAGUUUAUUUUUAAAAAGGAAACUGUUUACAUUCCAUUUUUAUAGAUAAAUUUUGUAUUUGUAAAUAAAAUAAUAAUUCAGAUUA
Messenger RNA from Liolophura sinensis, 3849 nucleotides. Its product is annotated as sodium-dependent proline transporter-like. Gene Ontology annotation, biological process: amino acid import across plasma membrane; nitrogen compound transport; sodium ion transmembrane transport. Gene Ontology annotation, molecular function: glycine transmembrane transporter activity; amino acid:sodium symporter activity. The record is from RefSeq and is a predicted model, not a curated record. Gene Ontology annotation, cellular component: plasma membrane. Lineage: Eukaryota; Metazoa; Mollusca; Polyplacophora; Chitonida; Chitonidae. The coding region runs from base 651 to 2768 and encodes 705 amino acids. The transcript has 15 exons.